GGGCCCUGGCGCAACGAGAGCGCCGUGAGCGUGGAGACGCUGCUCGACGUGCUGGUCUGCCUCUACACCGAGUGCAGCCACUCGGCCCUGCGCCGCGACAAGUACGUGGCCGAGUUCCUCGAGUGGGCUAAGCCGUUUACCCAACUGGUGAAGGACAUGCAGCUCCAUCGAGAAGACUUUGAAAUCAUUAAAGUAAUUGGAAGAGGUGCUUUUGGUGAGGUUGCCGUCGUCAAAAUGAAGAACACGGAACGGAUUUAUGCGAUGAAAAUCCUCAACAAGUGGGAGAUGCUGAAGAGAGCAGAGACUGCUUGUUUCCGGGAGGAGCGCGACGUGCUGGUGAACGGCGACUACCAGUGGAUCACCACCCUGCACUACGCCUUCCAGGACGAGAGCCACCUGUACUUGGUCAUGGAUUACUAUGUGGGUGGCGACUUACUGACCCUGCUGAGCAAAUUCGAAGACAAGCUUCCCGAAGACAUGGCGCGGUUCUACAUCGGCGAGAUGGUGUUGGCCAUCGACUCCAUCCAUCAGCUUCACUACGUGCACAGAGAUAUUAAGCCCGACAACGUCCUUCUGGACGUGAAUGGUCACAUCCGGCUGGCCGACUUCGGAUCAUGCUUGAAGAUGAAUGAUGAUGGAACUGUCCAGUCCUCAGUGGCCGUGGGCACCCCCGACUACAUCUCCCCGGAGAUCCUGCAGGCGAUGGAGGACGGCAUGGGCAAGUACGGGCCUGAGUGUGACUGGUGGUCCCUGGGCGUCUGCAUGUACGAGAUGCUGUACGGGGAGACCCCGUUCUACGCCGAGUCGCUCGUGGAGACCUACGGAAAGAUCAUGAACCAUGAGGAGCGGUUCCAGUUCCCUUCCCACGUCACAGACGUGUCUGAAGAAGCGAAGGACCUCAUCCAGAGGUUGAUCUGCAGCCGAGACCGCCGCCUGGGCCAGAAUGGGGUAGAGGAUUUCAAAAAGCACGCGUUUUUUGAAGGUCUCAAUUGGGAGAACAUACGAAAUCUAGAAGCACCGUACAUCCCUGACGUGAGCAGUCCUUCCGACACGUCCAACUUCGACGUGGACGACGACGUGCUAAGAAAUGCUGAGAUACUGCCUCCUGGCUCCCACACGGGCUUUUCCGGAUUGCACUUGCCGUUCAUCGGUUUUACAUUCACAACUGAAAGCUGCUUCUCUGACCGAGGCUCUCUGAAGAGCGUAAUGCAGUCGAGUACGUUAAGCAAAGACGAAGACGUGCAGCGGGACUUGGAGAACAGCCUGCAGGUCGAGGCCUACGAGAGGAGGAUACGGAGGCUGGAGCAAGAGAAGCUGGAGCUGAGCAGGAAGCUGCAAGAGUCCACCCAGACUGUGCAGUCCCUCCAUAGCUCCACGCGGGCCUUGGGCGGUUCAAACCGGGACAAGGAGGUCAAAAAGCUGAACGAAGAGAUAGAGCGUUUGAAGAAUAAGCUGGCAGAUUCAAGCAGGCUCGAGCGACAGCUGGAGGACUCGGUGACACUGCGGCACGAGCAGGAGGACUCCACGCAUCGGCUGAAGGGGCUGGAGCAGCAGUACCGCCUGGCACGGCAGGAGAAGGAGGACCUCCACAGGCAAUUGGUUGAAGCAUCAGAGAGGUUGAAAUCCCAGGCCAGAGAACUGAAAGACGCCCACCAGCAGAGAAAGCUGGCCCUGCAAGAGUUCUCAGAGCUCAACGAGCGCAUGGCCGAGCUCCGCUCCCAGAAGCAGAAGGUGUCCCGACAGCUCCGGGACAAGGCAGAGGAGAUGGAGGUGGCCAUGCAGAAGAUCGACUCGAUGCGGCAAGAUGCUCGCAGAUCCGAGAAGCUCAGGAAAGAGCUGGAAGCUCAGCUGGAGGGCGCGGUGGCCGAGGCCUCCAAGGAGCGCAAGCUUCGCGAGCACAGCGAGAACUUCUGCAAGCAGAUGGAGAGCGAGCUCGAGGCCCUCAAGAUGAAGCAAGGAGGCCGGGGGCCGGGGGCCACUCUAGAACAGCAGCAAGAGAUCUCCAAAAUAAAAUCAGAGCUUGAGAAGAAAGUUUUGUUUUAUGAAGAGGAACUGGUUAGACGUGAGGCCUCCCAUGUGCUCGAAGUGAAAAACGUGAAAAAGGAGGUGCACGAUUCCGAAAGCCACCAGCUGGCUCUGCAGAAGGAGGUCCUGAUGCUGACAGACAAGCUGGAGAAGUCUAAGCGAGAGCGGCACAGUGAGAUGGAGGAGGCUGUGGCCGCCGUAAAGGACAAGUACGAGCGGGAGAGGGCACUGCUCUCCGACGAGAACAGGAAGCUGACUGCAGACAACGAGAAGCUUUGCUCCUUUGUGGACACACUCACAGCGCAGAACAGACAGCUGGAACACGAGCUGCAAGAUCUGGCCGCCAGGAAGGAGUCGGUUGCCCACUGGGAGGCCCAGAUCGCGGAGAUCAUCCAGUGGGUCAGCGACGAGAAAGAUGCCCGGGGCUACCUCCAGGCUCUGGCUUCCAAGAUGACCGAAGAGCUCGAGGCCCUGAGGAGCUCUAGUCUGGGGUCCAGGACGCUGGACCCGCUGUGGAAGGUGCGCCGGAGCCAGAAGCUAGACAUGUCUGCACGGCUAGAGCUGCAGUCCGCCCUGGAGGCCGAGAUCCGGGCCAAGCAGCUCGUGCAGGAGGAGCUGAGGAAGGUCAAAGACACGAACCUCGCCUUCGAAAGUAAACUAAAGGAUUCCGAGGCCAAAAACAGAGAAUUAUUAGAAGAAAUGGAAAUUUUGAAGAAAAAGAUGGAAGAAAAAUUUAGAACAGAUACUGGGCUCCGACUUCCAGACUUCCAGGAUUCUGUUUUUGAGUAUUUCAACACCGCACCUCUUGCACACGAUCUGACGUUUAGAACGAGCUCAGCGAGUGAGCAAGACACACGUGCCGCCAAGCCGGAAGUGUCCCCGUCCACCUCUGCAGCCACAGGCACAGACCAACAGGAGGACAUGGCCCGACCCCCACAGAGGCCGCCCCCAGUGCCGUUGCCCACCACGCAGACCCUGGCUCUGGCUGGACCGAAGCCAAAGGCUCACCAGUUCAGCAUCAAGUCAUUCUCCAGCCCCACUCAGUGCAGCCACUGCACCUCCCUGAUGGUCGGGCUCAUCCGCCAGGGCUACGCCUGCGAGGUGUGCUCGUUCGUCUGCCAUGCGUCCUGCAAGGACAGCGCUCCCCAGGUGUGCCCCAUCCCUCCCGAGCAGUCCAAGCGGCCCCUCGGAGUGGACGUGCAGAGGGGCAUAGGGACGGCCUACAAAGGUUACGUCAAGGUCCCCAAGCCCACUGGGGUGAAGAAAGGCUGGCAGCGGGCCUACGCGGUGGUCUGCGACUGUAAGCUCUUCCUGUACGACCUGCCCGAAGGGAGAUCCACCCAGCCAGGCGUCGUUGCCAGCCAGGUUCUGGACCUCAGAGACGAAGAGUUCUCCGUGAGCUCCGUCCUGGCCCCCGAUGUCAUCCACGCUACACGCCGAGACAUUCCCUGUAUCUUCAGGGUGACGGCCUCUCUCUUAGGUACACCUUCUAAGACCAGCUCCCUGCUCAUCCUGACAGAAAAUGAGAACGAAAAGAGGAAGUGGGUUGGGAUCCUGGAAGGCCUGCAGGCUAUCCUCCAUAAGAACCGCCUGAGAAACCAGGUGGUGCACAUCCCACAGGAAGCCUACGACAGCUCGCUGCCCCUCAUCAAGGCUGUGCUGGCGGCCGCCAUUGUGGACGGAGACAGGAUUGCCGUCGGCCUGGAAGAGGGACUGUACGUCAUAGAGGUUACCCGAGAUGUGAUCGUCCGGGCCGCCGACUGUAAGAAGGUGUACCAGAUCGAGCUCGCGCCCAGGGAGAAGAUCAUAGUCCUGCGCUGCGGCCGCAACCACCAUGUCCAUCUCUGCCCGUGGGCGUCCUUUGACGGAGCAGAAGGGAACUUUGACAUCAAGCUUCCAGAAACGAAGGGCUGCCAGCUGCUCACGACUGCGACGCUGAAGAAGAGCUCGUCGACCUGCCUGUUUGUGGCCGUGAAGCGGCUGGUCCUUUGCUAUGAGAUCCUGAGAACUAAGCCUUUCCACAGGAAGUUCAAUGAGGUGGUGGCCCCCGGCACUGUGCAGUGGAUGGCCGUGUUCAAGGACAAGCUCUGUGUGGGCUACCCGUCUGGGUUCUCUCUGUUGAGCAUCCAGGGAGAUGGGCAGCCCCUAAACCUGGUAAAUCCCAAUGACCCCUCGCUUACGUUCCUCUCACAACAGCCUUUUGAUGCCCUUUGUGCUGUGGAGCUCCAAAGUGAGGAGUACCUGCUUUGCUUCAGCCACAUGGGACUGUACGUGGACCCUCAAGGCCGGAGGUCACGCAUGCCGGAGCUCAUGUGGCCUGCGGCUCCCGUUGCCUGUAGUUGCAGCCCCUCCCACGUCACAGUGUACAGCGAGUAUGGUGUCGAUGUCUUCGACGUGCGCACCAUGGAGUGGGUGCAGACCAUCGGCCUGCGGAGGAUAAGGCCGCUGAACUCCGAGGGCAGCCUCAACCUCCUGGGCUGCGAGCCCCCGCGCCUCAUCUACUUCAAGAGCAAGUCCUCGGGAGUGCCGCUCAACGUGCCAGACACCUCUGAUAACAGCAAGAAGCAGAUGCUGCGGACCAGGAGCAAGAGGCGGUUCGUUUUCAAGGUUCCAGAGGAGGAGCGGCUGCAGCAGCGGCGAGAGAUGCUCAGAGACCCGGAAUUAAGAUCCAAGAUGAUCUCCAACCCGACCAACUUCAACCAUGUGGCCCACAUGGGCCCGGGCGAUGGGAUGCAGGUGCUCAUGGACCUGCCUCUGAGCGCGGUGCCCGCGUCCCAGGAGGAGAGACCCAGCCCUGCUCCCCCCAGCCUGUCCCGCCAGCCUCCGUCCAAGAACAAGCCCUACGUCUCGUGGCCCUCAUCAGGAUCGGAGCCGGGAGUGACGGUGCCUCUGAGGAGUAUGUCCGAUCCCGACCAGGACUUCGACAAGGAGCCUGAUUCGGAUUCCACCAAACACUCAACUCCAUCAAACAGUUCCAACCCCAGUGGCCCACCAAGCCCCAACUCCCCCCACCGGAGCCAGCUCCCCCUCGAAGGCCUGGAGCAGCCGGCCAGCCAAGCCUGAAUCUGCCAGCCCACCACCAAGGCCAGGGAGCCAGGCAUGGCCUCCAGCGGCAGUGCCAAGACUGAGCUGACCCUUCAGUGUUGUCCAAGGAAAUGUAGAGUCACUUUGUAGAUAUGGAAAUGAAAAUGCUUUAUUAUGAUAAUGAUCAGUUUUAUGCCACGUUGUUCGUGGAGGUAGACCAGGCCCACCCACCUGCACCGCUGUGAGGCGGUACUGCCCAUCCGCACGUGAAGGACCACCACGCAGCCACAGCCUCGCCCCCGGAACAGCCAAGGAGCGCGGGCUCCACCACCAGGCCUUGCCAACACUGGCUCCUCAGCAGAACCCAGCCAGCGUAGGAGCAGAAGCUUGGGAUGGCCUCAGUGACUUUGGUGAAACUGUCUCCUGGGACCUCAGGAGGAGUUGGAAGUUGUAGGUCAUCCCCAGUGGCACUGGAAUUUGGACAGCACGGGAAGGUGGAGAUUGGUGUGCGCCUUACUCGUUCAGCCGUUGCAUAGUCGCCACCGAAGUCCUGCUGACCACCUAGUCGUGGAGAGGCCCAGGCCCUGACACCCUGCCUCCCUGCGAGGGCCAGUCCAUCCUAAGUUAUACCCAGGCGUCACCAGUGACAUCCGUUGUAUUUGCCACUCAGUCCCCUGGUUUCUGCUCCUGCCGUAAAAGCAGCGAGCGCAGGCCAGCCCUGCAGCCCUGUCGGCAAGAGGCCAGAGCCCUAGAGAGCCAGCGGCAGGCUCUGGGACCCCGCCUGCAUGGCCCUGUGACUAGCUGCCUCACCGAUCAUGUGCUCUCCCCACAGCCCUGUACACCGGCCCAGCCCUUGGUGUGGGGACACCCUACGCCCGUGUUUAACCUCGCCCUUCCUGUCCCGUGUCACGUGUCAGGUCUGUUACCCUAUCCCAUUCAAAACUUGUGAUCCUGUGGCAGCAGACACAGCUUGUCCUCAGCUCACGACAGGCUUCCCAGCCCUCCCUGUUGCUGUGCGUGGCGACACUGUUCAGGACCUGCAGUUAGUGGCUCACGCCGCCCAGCACCCGCCCACCCCGCCUGCCCUCCUGGCUCUUCUGCUGGGAAGGCACUUGCUGAGGCUCUGGUUUUUACUUUUUUAAUGUAAGUCUGAGUCUUUGUAAUUACUGAACCGUGAGAACAUUUUUGAAUUACCUGUCAGUAAAGCAGGAGGCGGCAGUUUCA
This is a messenger RNA of Tupaia belangeri chinensis (Chinese tree shrew), 6273 nucleotides long. It is a transcript of the gene CDC42BPB, whose product is annotated as CDC42 binding protein kinase beta. NCBI's taxonomy places the organism in Eukaryota, Metazoa, Chordata, Mammalia, Scandentia, Tupaiidae. Gene Ontology annotation, biological process: actomyosin structure organization; peptidyl-threonine phosphorylation. Gene Ontology annotation, molecular function: protein serine/threonine kinase activity; ATP binding. The record is from RefSeq and is a predicted model, not a curated record. Gene Ontology annotation, cellular component: cytoplasm; cytoskeleton; actomyosin.